GCAUGAUCGACGCUGCCGCUGGAGUGUUGCUGAUCAAAUAUUAGCUGUCUUCAUUCAGGAAAGGUACGCUUCUGGCUGUGUUUGACAAACAUGCGGGGUUCAGGGUUUCUUUUCAAGGUACUGUGGUUGGUUUUGUGCCAGACUCCCGCGAGUAGUUGGGGUCAGGCAAACUUAACCAGCAUGCUGGCCCCGCAGGCAGAUCGUGUCAUGGAUCUCGGAGAAUGGGAGGAACGCUGGCAGGAGGAAAGAAUUGGUUUCCAUCAGCUUCAUGUACACAAGAUGCUUGAGAACAACAUUGAUAAAGUUCUUGCUGGACGUGCAGGAGUUCGUUUCUUUUUCCCUCUCUGUGGAAAAGCUGUAGACAUGAAGUGGCUAGCAGACAUGGGCCAUUCAGUGGUUGGGGUGGAGAUAAGCGAGAAGGCUAUCAAACAGUUCUUUGAGGAGAACAACAUGACCUACAGCGAGGAGCCUGUCCCUGCACUACCUGGAGCAAAGGUUUACAAGAGCUCGGAGAGAAAUAUCUCCCUAUAUCAAUGUGACCUGUUCAACUUCUCCAGUGCCAUUGAGGAUCAGUUUGGGGCAAUUUGGGACAGAGGAUCUCUUGUGGCCAUUAACCCAAGAGACAGAGAAAAGUAUGCUGCUCUCAUCACUUCUCUGAUGGCUAAAGACUGCAAAUACCUUUUGGACACGUUGUUGUACAAUCCUGACUUAUACAAAG
This is a messenger RNA of Plectropomus leopardus (leopard coralgrouper), 718 nucleotides long. The record is from RefSeq and is a predicted model, not a curated record. NCBI's taxonomy places the organism in Eukaryota, Metazoa, Chordata, Actinopteri, Perciformes, Serranidae.